Molecule: messenger RNA, 1710 nt
Organism: Thyridium curvatum
Lineage: Eukaryota; Fungi; Ascomycota; Sordariomycetes; Thyridiales; Thyridiaceae
Exons: 2
Coding region: 1-1710 (569 amino acids)
Molecular function (GO): arylsulfatase activity
Source: RefSeq, a predicted model, not a curated record
AUGUCCGCCACCAAGCGUCCCAACUUCCUGGUCAUCGUCGCCGACGACCUGGGCUUCAGCGACACCGGCCCCUUCGGAUCAGAGAUCAAGACGCCUGCGCUCGACAGGAUAGCAAAGGAGGGUGUGCGCCUCACAAACUUCCACACCGCGUCAGCAUGCUCGCCCACAAGGUCUAUGCUCUUCUCGGGCAGCGACAACCACAUCGCCGGGCUUGGCCAGAUGGCUGAGCACAUGGGCAACAGGGAGCUCUUCAAGGAUAAGCCCGGCUACGAGGGCUACCUGAACUUCCGUGUCGCCGCGCUUUCCGAGAUCUUGCAGGAUGCCGGAUAUCUGACCAUGAUGUCUGGCAAGUGGCAUCUCGGCGCCGCAAAGGAGCAUGCGCCGUGCUCGAGAGGCUUCGACAAGGGCUUCGUCUACCUGCCGGGAAGCGGCAACCACUACAACUACGAGCCGCAGUUCAAGGAGGGCCAGCCGAGGCCGUCCCUGGCCGUCGCCGACCCCAAGACCUUCUGGAUGAGGGACGGCGUCUACCUCGACCGCCGCACGGAGCUGCCCGAGGACUUUUACUCCACCAAGACCUUCACGGACGAGCUGAUCAACUACCUGAACACGAGGACCGACGAGGAGAAGGAGAAGCCCUUCUUCUCGUACCUGGCCUACACGGCGCCCCACUGGCCGCUGCACGCGCCCAAGGAGGUGAUCGAGAAGUACAAGGGCGUCUACGACGACGGCCCCGCCGCGCUGCGCAAGAAGCGCCUGGAGCGCAUGAUCGAGCUGGGCCUCGUGCCCAAGGACGUCGAGCCGGCGCCCAUGGUGGGCCUGCUCGACCCGGAGUGGGAGACCAUGACGGCCGAGGAGCGCGCCCUCUCGGCGCGCAAGAUGGAGACCUUCGCCGCCAUGGUCGACGUCGUGGACCAGAACAUCCAGCGCGUGCUCGACGCGCUCGAGGCGUCCGGGGAGCUGGACAACACCUUCAUCGUCUUCAUGUCGGACAACGGCGCCGAGGGCACCCUGCUCGAGGCGCUGCCCAUGCUCGGCGGCGCCACGAGCCUCGGCGCCCUCAUCGAGACGCACUACAACAACGAGCUGGCCAACAUCGGCAACCGCGACUCCUUCACCUGGUACGGCGCCUCGUGGGCCUGCGCCUCCAUGGCGCCCUCGCGCGGGUUCAAGACGUGGAUCACCGAGGGCGGCAUCCGCUGCCCCUGCCUCGUGCGCUUCCCGCCCGUCGUCGCCGGCGCCGCCCGCGGCACCCACACCAACACCUUCACGACCGUCAUGGACGUCCUGCCCACCUUCCUCGAGCUCGCGGGCGUCGCGCACCCGGCCCCGUCCUUCCGCGGGCGCGAGGUCGUGCCCGUGCGCGGCAAGUCGUGGGUCGGCCACCUGCGCGGCGCCGACUACGCCGCCAGCCCGGCCGUGCACGACGAGGACACAGCCGUCACGGGGUGGGAGCUGUUCGGCCUGCGGGCCAUCCGCGAGGGCAAGUGGAAGGCCAUCUACAUGACGCCGCCGCGCGGCAACGAGCAGUGGGAGCUGUACGACAUGGAGGCCGACCCGGGCGAGAUCCACGACAGGGCCGGCGAGGAGCCCGAGGUGCUCGAGCGGCUCGUGCAGCACUGGAACGUGUACUACAACGAGGUGGGCAUGUUCGACCCGGACGUCACCUUCCACGUCGUCAAGGACAAGAGGGUCGAGGUCGCGGCGUAG